AUGCCUUUAGACACUGCUUUGACAAGAAAGUUAGGAAUUUCGAGUGAACUUCACCAAUACCCCUCUAUAUUUCUUUGGCUGAUAUUCGAGACAGUUCCGGUUGUGCAAGGAGGGUUGCAAUGGGUUGCGUAUGCCGAACUCGCUGCCGCAGUGAGCAAUGCUGGUGGAUUGGGAAUCAUCAAUGCUCUGACGCAGCCUGAUCCGGAGUCACUGCGAGCGGAGAUCAAGAAAACAAGAAAUCUGACAAAGAAGCCGUUUGGGGUCAAUAUCACCCUCUUACCAGCACUGAAAGUCCCCGACUACGGCGCCUUCACCAGAGUCAUCAUCGAAGAAGGCGUAAAAAUCGUGGAGACAGCAGGAAACAACCCCAAACCCGUAAUCUCGGCAUUAAAAAAAGCAGGCAUCAUCGUGAUCCACAAAGCCACAACCAUCAAGCAUGCUCGCUCCGCCAUCAAAAUGGGCGUAGAUAUUUUAUCCAUCGACGGAUUUGAAUGUGCAGGUCAUGUGGGAGAGACGGAUAUCACUUCCCUCAUUCUUUUGAGUCGAGCACGGCAAGAAUUUGGGGACGUGCUGUUUAUUGCUUCGGGGGGCUUUGCGGAUGGGCAGGGCCUGGCUGCUGCGCUGUCUCUUGGGGCGGCAGGCAUCAACAUGGGCACGAGAUUUGUUUGCACGAUUGAGGCGCCGGUGCAUAUUAAUGUGAAGAUGGCGAUUGUGGACUCGGGUGAAGAGGAUUCGACGCUGCUGUUGAGGAGGUGGACGAACACUACGAGACUUUUCUCUAAUGAUGUUACGGCUGCGGCGCUCAGGAUUGAGAGGGAAAGUGCGAUCGGGGACUUUGAGGAAGUGGCUCCUUUUGUUAGUGGUGCGAGAGGUCGGGAGGUCCUAAUUGAAGGGGAUAUAAAUCGAGGGGUUUGGUAUGCUGGGCAAGUGAUGGGGUUGAUUCAUGAUAUACCAAGUUGCGACGAGCUUCUGAGCCGCAUCGAACGUGAAGCGGAACAAGCUCUCGCAAAAAUUGGAUCUUUGGUCUCUACAGGUAAGAAGAUAGACAGCAAGUUGUAA
Molecule: messenger RNA, 1059 nt
Organism: Penicillium samsonianum
Lineage: Eukaryota; Fungi; Ascomycota; Eurotiomycetes; Eurotiales; Aspergillaceae
Product: NAD(P)H-dependent flavin oxidoreductase
Exons: 5
Coding region: 1-1059 (352 amino acids)
Molecular function (GO): nitronate monooxygenase activity
Source: RefSeq, a predicted model, not a curated record